AUGAUUUUUGAGCCCAGCCCCGCCCGGGGGGGGGAGGGGCGGGCCCGGCCUUAUCUGGGGGGGGGAGGGGCCCCCCCAAAAAACCGCCCCAAAAAAAACAAACCCCAAAAAGCCCCAAAAAUCCCCAAAAAGGCCCAAAAAUCCCCCAAAAAGGCCCAAAUCCCCCAUGGCGGGGCCGGGGGGCGCUGCUGCUCCUGGGGGGGCUCCUGGGGGGGCUCCCGGGGGGGCUCCCCCAAAGCCGGGGGGGCGCGGGGGGGGGCCGGGGGGGGCCCCGAGAGCCCCCCGGAGCUGGAGGAGGAAGUGUCGAUCGUGCAGCGCUCGGACCCCUCCCCCCCCCACUGCUUCUCGCGGACGCUGCACGACCUGAGCUGCUUCUGGGACAGCCCCGGGGACCCCGACCCCAACAGAUACCGCCUGCAGUUCCGCCUGGAGCAGGACCCGUGGCAGGAGUGUCCCCUCAGCGCCGCGCCGCUGUCCCCGGCCCGGGGGUCCCGGUUCUGGUGCUCGCUGCCCCCGGCCGCCACCGUCACCUUCGUGCCCCUGGAGCUGCGCGUGCUGCCCGCGACCCCCGGGACCCCCCCAGAAACCACCCAGAGACCCCCAGAAACCACCCAGAGACCCCCCACGAGCCCCGCAACCACCCCCGAGACCACCGGGACCACCAGGAGCCCCCCAAAAACCGCCGAGAGACCCCCCGAGACCACUGAGACCACCCUGAGCCCCCCCAAAAUCGCCGAGACUGCUGAGACCACCCCGAGCCCCCCCGAGACCACCAGGACCCCCGAGAGCCCCCCCAAAACCACCGGGAGACCCCCCCUGAAGCCCCCGAGACCACCGGGCCCCCCCCCGAGCCCCCUCCCCUGUUCCAGAGGACGAUCUUCAUCGACCAAGUCGUGCUGCCGGGGCCCCCCCCAGAACGUGUCGGUGUCGGCGGGGGGGGCGCGGGGGGAGCUGUGCGUGCGCUGGGCCCCCCCCCCCCGGGCCCUACCUGCACUCCAGCCUGGUCUUCGAGCUGGCCCUGAGCCCCCCCGGGGGGACCCCCCAAAACGGUGGGGGUCCCGGCGGGGCGGCGCGAGCAGCGGGUCGGGGGGCUCCGGGCCAGCACCCCGUACGCGGUGCGCGCCCGCGCCCGGCCCGACGGGCUCAGCUACGGGGGGUUCUGGAGCCCCUGGUCCCCCCCCCGGCAGCGCCACCACCCCCCCCGAGCUGGACGCGGUGACGCUCGGGCUCUCGUGCCUGCUGGUGCUGCUGCUGCUGGGCCUGGGAGCGCUGGGGCUGCUGGGACACCGCCGGACGCUGCGGGCCAAGCUGUGGCCGCCGGGUGCCGGGCCCCGAGCGCGAGUUCGAGGGGCUCUUCAGCAACUACGGCGGCAACUUCCAGCUGUGGCUGUGCCAGGGCCCGGGCUCCCCGCGCGCGCCCCCCUCGCUCCCCUCCCCCCCCCGCGGAGCUGGAGGAGGCGGUGGAGGAGGUGGGGGGAGGGGCGGCGGCGGCCCCGCCCCCCCCCCUCGGCCCCCCCCGUUGGCCCCUCCCCCCCGGCCAGCUUCGAGUACACGCUGCUGCUGGGGCCCGGCUCCGCCCUGCUCGGCCCCGCCCCCCGCCCCGCCCCCUACGCCAACCUGGACACGCCCCCCAAGGGGGAGGGGCGCGCGGGGGCCGGCCACGCCCCCCCACUACGUCAUCUGCUCCUGAGGGGGGCGGGUGACGUCAUCGCGGAGGGGUGACGUCACGUGGAAAGGAUGGAUGACGUCAUCGCGGAGCGGACUCAAGAUGACGUCACAGGCGGGCACGGUGACGUCACACCAGAGGGACGGAUGGCGUCACAGCAGAGGGGACUCGCCACGGUGACGUCACACGGGAGAACGAUGACGUCAUCGCAGCGGGGACGCGUCACCGUGACGUCACACGGAAGGGACAGAUGACGUCACAACCGAGGGGAAUUUCAAGGACGGCGUCACACGGGGCGCGAUGACGUCACAGCGACAUCACACGCGGGGGGCUAUGACGUCAUCGCGGA
Molecule: messenger RNA, 2015 nt
Organism: Passer domesticus (house sparrow)
Lineage: Eukaryota; Metazoa; Chordata; Aves; Passeriformes; Passeridae
Product: basic proline-rich protein-like
Exons: 10
Coding region: 1-1722 (573 amino acids)
Molecular function (GO): protein binding
Source: RefSeq, a predicted model, not a curated record